Molecule: messenger RNA, 8808 nt
Organism: Porites evermanni
Lineage: Eukaryota; Metazoa; Cnidaria; Anthozoa; Scleractinia; Poritidae
Source: the annotation of a GenBank genome assembly
AUGGCAUUAAAAAGGAUCAAUAAGGUAAGGAUCAAGGGUAUAACAGAGCCGUUUUUUCGAAGGUUUGAAGGUAUUUAGUGAACGGUUUGCUACACGGUAACUCUUGCGACGAAAGCUGUAUGGAUGGGCCGGCCAAGGUGCCAUUUUUUUCGUUGUGGUUGUCAAGAGUAUUUUAGCUCUCUGUAAACUUUGGAUAUCUCUUUAUUAGUUAAUCUUUUAAAUUUUCAAAUUGAUUUUUCAUCUUUAUUUUGAUAUUUCAGGAACUUCAAGAUCUUGGAAGGGAUCCGCCAGCACAGUGUUCAGCCGGACCGGUUGGCGAGGACUGUAAGCGAAAUAUGAAUAUGUUGUAUUUGAUUGAGUUCAAAGAAAACCUUUUGUAGUCAAACUAAUCUUGCCUUUACAUGUAACUUUGCUCAUUAGUUUUGAUGUUUAAAUAUGACUGUUUUAUCCAGACUGAUUAUUUGUAUGCUCUGCUCAUAAAAAUGCCUUUUCUUUUUCUCCUUUGACAUCGCGUGUACUUUGAAGUAUUUCAUUGGCAAGCGACUAUCAUGGGGCCGGUAAGGAAUGCUUACUUGUUUUAAAACUGAAAAUUCACAGAAACAUUCUUAAUAAAUUGUUUCAUAAUGCUAUUGCACAAAGUUGGUGUUAAUUUCUGUGUUUCGUUGUUUCCUCGCGAACAGCCCGACAGCCCUUACCAAGGUGGUGUAUUCUUCCUUACGAUACACUUUCCAACAGAUUAUCCAUUCAAACCUCCAAAGGUAGGCGCCUAAAAUAUUAGUUUAGACUAACAUUUAUGCUGUUAAGAUUAUUCUGUAACCUCUGUUGUGUUGUGGGCAAAGUACAGCAGAGUAUAAGAGGUGUAAAAAGUAGUGAAUCUAUCACGUACGUGAACUUCUACUCUGUGUUUCAGCCUACUGUUCUUCCGGUUUCCACUUAACUGCGAUCGAUCCUUUGCUUUGUGUUUGUCUCAUUCAACUCCAUAAAUGUGAAAAAAGUGCUUUGAUAAGCAUAACUGCUUCUGCAUUUUGUGUAGCAGUCGGUAAGUGUCAAACGUUCGUUUUGUUUCAACGUGAGACACGUUUCAAAGACUGUACUUACUAGUUUUCGUAAUGUACACAUUUCGUGGUCCCCUCAGGAAUAUAGCCAGUAUUGAUUUGCUUUUUGUUGAUUAGUGAGCUGGCCUUCCUUAUUAUAAUCGACGCAAACCGUUUAUACUAAGGUUUCAAAAUGUUAUAAUGAAAUGAUCAUACACCAGUGGUAUCAUCAGUGAUAUUGCUCAAUCGAUCUUUUCAAGGCUAGUUUUCUAACUGACUUUUGCAUAGACACAACACGGCGAAACGUAAAAAGUUGUCGAAGCCAUUGUGGUGAAGUAAUGUCCUCUAUAAAAUAAAGGAAUUGUACAAUGUUAUCAGAUGUUUGAUGUCAGCUUUGCUGUUGCAUAAGUUGUAAUUUUUACUUAGAAAAUUUGCUCUGCCAUCUCGAUUAGUAUUCUAUCACUGAAUUGAGUAAUUUAUUGAAAUUUUCUUGGACAUGCUGUCUAUGAUUUGCAUUCAUUGGCAUUCAUGUACCAUGUUAAGCAUUGUUGGUUUGGUAGUUCAAAAAGGGAAUAUACAACUUUUUUUGCUCUGCCAUUGCAAAACAAGUCGCUCAAAUAAAGACAUCGUCUUGUGUAACACCCCCUGAAGUGUGUCUCCCAAUGCUCAUGUUGCAUUAAUCUUUAUGUGACACAAAAGUAUUGCAAACCAUGUUCAUGCCAGGAGGUGAUGCACUGGGCAAUUUUACUUGGAACUUGUGUCACAAUCAAAUGGUGAGACAAGUAACAGUAGAAUAAUGGCCCACAUUGUAGUGUGACAGGAACUAAAAGCUAAAAGUGCUAUUGGUUUUAUUAAUGCUUAUCCAGUGCAAAGUAUAAAGAGGCUUUUUUUUACCAUAAUACUGUUUGUUUUCCUUCAAAAAUUUUGUAUAAUUAUUUUCAAUUUUUCUUGGAACUUGCAAUCGCCCCUAAGAGAAAUUGUACGAGUAAUUAUGCAAAAUUUUGAAAUGAAAACAAAGGGUAUUAUGGUAUUUUUGUAAAACGUUACCCUUCGGGUAAGCAAGUCUUCAGUUUUACUUGCCUGGUUCAUUUUCUUGCUUUCCUACUACGUUGAUUGAGGAUUCCUCUGAUCAGCUUUUGUCAAGACCACGACCAAUUUUGUCACAGUCACAGCUACUAUUUUUGGUGAAGUUUGAAAGGAAAAUAUUGCAUUAAAAUUGGAGAAACUGACUGACAAUACAUAGGCUUAAUGUACUGCAGCGUGAAAAAAAUACGACGAGUUUAUAAACCACGUGGACCAUGCAAUAAUAUGACCUGGGAAGAAUUUGAUCAGUUCUCACCAGUUUAUGAGUUCCUCUGCCCUUUUUCUACCUUUCCAAGACAAAAAUGAUCUUCAUUUCAUCAACACUUGACUGAGUAAUGGAAAAGUUUUCUUUGAAAUACUUAGAAAUGAUUGUCUGGAUGUUUAUGAUCAGUAGCUCUUAGCACCCAGGUAUUCCAACAUUAACACUUUCGAGUCCACUCCACUGACUUUCAGGAAGAAACCCUUGUCACGAAUUAUUAAGUAAAAUUGAGUCACUGAAUAGAACUUAAGUUGCAUGUGCCUUUUUUCCAUGUAGUUUACUGGUAAUUUCUGCAUUGUACACUUACAGUGCGUGUAUGUAGUGGAAUAUUUUUAAAAAUUGAUGGAAAUACCUUGCUUUCGAUUGCUUCUUAGAGUAACGCACCUUUGGCAGUCAUCAUCACCUUUACUUUCAUUUCAGUCGAAGUUGCAGGCACUUAUAUUGCAAACAGAAACGGUCGGUUAUUUAAAAGAAGUCUAACUUAGACCACUGUUUAAGAAAUCUUUGGACUUCUGGAUCUCUUCUUUAGCAGGGCUCGAAAUUGCGACUGAUCAGUCGCCAAUGCGACUAACAUUUUCUCCUUGACGACUAAAAAUUCUAGUUUAGUCGCCAAAGUGGCGACCAGAUCUCAUGUUAUCCUGCUUUGCUUUUUCAUCAUAAAAAAUGUGCCAAAUCGCAUAAACAAAGCCAGUUUACCUCCAAAUUUAUACCGACUUCUAUCCACGAUAUUUUCAAAUCUGAUGGAUCGCACGAUACUGUGCAGGGCUUCUGAUAGGUCGCGGAAAAAAAGUCAAAUUUCGCGGGAUUUCAGGGGCAAAUUCACAGAAAAAUCGACCGAUUUCGCAGGAAUUUUCGGGGCAAACUUAGCCGAAAAUCAGUUGGUCAAAAAAGGCCGAUUUUGUGGUUAUUUUCAGGGAAAACUUCGUUUGAGAUCUAUCGGUUUUGUGCUGACCAGACCAGUGUUUGUAAUAUUUUUCUAUAGAGGUCAUCAUUUGCUCUUUCAUCAACAAUACGCUCUAGAACUGAACCAAUAGCAAAGCCUUUAACAUCAUGGCUAGUGCCCAGUUUUUCGCAACAUAAUCUACGCCUAGUAGUUUCGGAGUUUCGGGACGUUUGCACGUUUCAGUGACGAAGUUUCAAAACAAAUUUACAAGUUUACGGCAAGUAAAUAACCCCAAUAGCUGAGAAAAGUUUCAAAUAUGUUGUACAGACAUGUAUUUGAUAAGAUUUCUAGCAAAUUUCGCAGUAUUUUGCGUGUUUUUGUGAUUUUCGCGGCCUUGCGACGGCGUCAAAUAUCAGAAGCCCAGACUAUGAGCAGCGUCAUUUACAUUAUACAAACUGGCGACUAAAAAUUUGCAUCUGGCGACUAUAUUUCUCUAGUUGGUCGCCAAAAGGUGACCUGAGAAUUUUUUUGAAUUUUGAGGCCUGUUUAGUGGGUCAAUUUAAGAAGUUAGAUGCUUUUCUAGUCUACACCAUAUGCUUUAAUGCAACUGUUCACAAUAAAUGGUGCUUAGAUGAAAGAGUUAGGCAAAGAGCCAAACUGAAAAUGACUUAGAGCGCGUUUGUUUAAACCCUUGUUAAACUCCGUUUAAAUAACCAGCCCAAAAUGUUUUGUUCAUUCUAGGAACAAUGGCACAAAAAUGAAGUAAUUUCUUUUUCACAAGCUUUCUUGAACCCAUUAAAGGUGGCAGCUUGUCCUUUCCCUUGCCUGUUGGACAAGCUAGCCAGGAAAGUAACUUGCCUAAGGCCAAAAACUACUUGUCCUGAAAUUGGGGAAAUUCCUCUCAUAUAAAGGUUCAACCAAGCUUAAAAGUGGAGCUUCUUUUGAAUACUAACCAUUCAUUGAAAGCAAUAAACUUGAUAGAGUGAUUUUCGUAUGACCUUAAAAUGAAAAUGCGCAAAAACAAAACACAAACAACAAAUGAAUGGAAAUAGAGCGAUUUGAUUCGUUUAUUGAACAGGUCAAACGCGCGUGGCUUUUGGUUGGUUAAGCGAACGCUCGGGUGAAAAAACUUCAUGCCCGAGAACUUUCUAGAAAACAAUCAAUACUUCGCUUUGAGAUCAUACUGCAACACGAUUGGCCAAUUGAACAAUUCCUUCUCCAUAUUAGGGUUUUCUUUGGCAGGAAAAUGAAGAGUCCAUGUUUUAAUCUUUUCAUCCAUUGGCUGAUAAAACAAAUAACCAACACUUACAGGAGCUAUUUUUCAAGGUCAUAUGAUAAUCGCUGAUAACAAUAAAUGCAUGUAGAAAUGCACCAGUCUUAUUGUUUCAUGGCAUCCUACUGAAGAAUGGUUAUGAUGUUUGCCGUCUGUUCCCUUGCUAAUGUACUUAUACCCUUGUACCCUUGCUGUCUCAUUGACAGAAAUUCCAUACUGAUGAUGUAAAUCAAUGUUUACGUAAUUAAUCUGUUAGUCAUUGGAUUCCAGAUGCAAAUUUGUUCAAUGUUAUGUUUCUGCUGGUCGAUUUUGGUAAAGUUUUGUGUUCAUCUGCGAACGAGCUCCAGCAAAGCUCAAAUGCUUCUUCUAGAGGGAAAUAUAGUCCACAAAUAUCAACUGUUUUGUUAUUAUUAGAUUCAUUGCGUUUACAUUUGACCUUUGUGGCCUCAUCUUUUGUCUGUCAUUCGUAAACUAUGGCUAAAAUAAUAUAACUACUACGUCAACCAAUCAGAGCUCCUGACCAGAUUCCAGACAUUACGUCAUCAGUAUGGAAUUUCUGUCGCUGAGACGUAGACAUCUCUACUGGUGAAAAAUCCCAAGUGUUGAGGAGCGAGGACACUCCAUGACAUGUUUUAGCUAAUAGGGUGAUCAAAGAAGAAUGCAAAUUUAUUAAAUAAAUCUUAGUUCUUGAAAACUGUUAUUUGUCCUUAAAAAAUCCUUGAAAUUUGUUUGUCUAAAGUUGUACAUGUAUGAACCAUACAUUGUUAACUUUGUUCAGUCACUUCUUCCUGUGAGGCCUUGUUACAGCUGUAAGGCACCUCUUUGGUCUGAAGUCGAUUUCCUCAGGAUUUUUGUUGAUACAGCUUGAAAGAAUGAGGUCAUUGACCAGCAUUCUUUAGCUCAUAAGGUGUCCGAGGCAGUGCUUAAUUGUGGGAGACAAGAGGAGACAGCAAUCCUAAUCCUAGCCAGCAAUUGUUUGAACUUCCAAGAAUGAACAGAAUGCACAGAAUGCAGUUUGAUCAUUCAAUCACUCAUAAUCUGAUCAGCCUUGUUUUGACUAUCUGUCACGUUAAACAUAUGCAAAGUGCAGCAAUGGAGAAAAGCGUUUUGACCUUCGAUCAUUGUCGCCUGCACUCCAUAACCUUUGGUUAUUACUAGUACUGUAAAGUUUUAGAAAUUUUCCUUUUGUAUAGAGUAGUCUUGAGUGAAAAUGAUAUUUGAAAUGAUUUGUGUUAUUUCUUCCUUAAUUUUAGGUUUCAUUUACUACCAAAAUAUAUCAUCCUAACAUAAACAGUAAUGGAAGUAUUUGUCUUGACAUUCUGCGAUCACAGUGGAGUCCUGCACUAACAAUUUCUAAAGGUAUGUUACACAUUUACCCUUAUUAGGGCUGCAAUGGUACAUUUUCCCAUGGUACACAUACAAAUUGCACUCUAAGGGCCAGGAUACAGUAUAUGAGGAAAUAUAGCCUGCAUGGCUGGCAGUUUUUUGUAAGUAAGAGAUUCAGCAAUGCGAAAGCUGAAACGAGGACGAAAAAAAAAAAACGAUUGAGGAGGAUGUGAGGGGAGAAGGCAGUGAAAUAUUAAGCUAGUGUCCCUUUCCUUUUCCGGGUCAAAAUAAUCGGACAAAUUUAACUUUUUGUUUUAAAAUAGAUAUUUUCUUAUUCCUUUUCAUUCAAAUUGCCUGUUAAACAACAUUUAAGUGUUUUUUUUUCUUUUGAAACCUGGUAAACAAUGUAAAUUAACCCUGGUAAAAAAUGUAAAUUAAUCGCAUAAUUUAUCACAUAAUAGUUCUAUCUUAUCACACAAUCUACCCUAAAAAUAUCGCACAAUUUCUGAUUUUUUAUCACACUCUAUCAGAUGGCCUGUACAACUGACAUAUAAGUGAGCACGAAUUGUUUGACACCUUGUUCUUAACCUUGAAAGUUGAGAAGCGUGUGAAAGAGGGAUGGUUUGCUUUUUUUAUUUGUUUUCACCACAAGUGGCCUUAGAAGGGCUAAAAUCAAAGGUUUUGUAGGGAAUAGUUGAGACAGUGAUUUCACAAACUCAUCAAUGAAGCAUUUUCAUUCUAUACACUGUAAUAUUGACAUUUGCUUUAUCUGUUUUAAGCCACAUUGAAAAUCUGUUUUGUGGGUUUUACUCUUAAAUAUGGCUGUUUUUCGGCUUUAGUGUCCUGUUGGGGCGAUAGCUUUUCCUUUUAAGAAUGUUCUGUUUUUGGUUUAUGAUAAGAAAAGUAGUUUUUCAGUUUCUGUUGUUUGCUUACAAGUUCUGCUGUUUGGUUUGUUUAAACAUUGGUUACAAGGACAGAUACUCCUGUUGUUGGCCAGCAUGAUUCACAUUUUUACGGUGCAACAAACUCAACCAGGGCCACCGUUAACACCAAUUUAAGAAUUGUUCUGAUUCUUGAAUGCCAUUCAUUCUUAAAUAAACCAGUAAUGUCAUGCCAGAUUGUUAGGAAUGUGACCUGUGAUUUGCUUAGUAAUAUUGGGUGGCACUGCUUGAGUUUGGUGCACUGUAUGGAAGUCUCUAUCACGAGCCAUAUAACAACAACAACAACAAUAACAACAAGCUUUACUUGCAUGACUAUAAUAGAUAAAGACAAAAGCUAUUUAUGCUAUCCUUGUGAUUUCACAAACAAGUGCUCCACUAUGUUGCAGUGAAACCUGGUUAAAUGUAUAAUGAAGAGCCAAGGGACUGACAAAAUUUGUUUGCUAAAAGAAGGUUUUGCUAUAUCAAGGUUUUUUCUAUAUAUCUUACUAUUACUGGGGUAAAGAGAAUUGUUAUACCGAGGACUUCAUUAUUUAGAAGUUCCAUCGUACUAGAAAAGUAUAAUGUUAUUUUUUCCUUUUCUCGUUUAGUUCUUUUGUCAAUAUGUUCAUUGCUUACUGAUCCAAAUCCUGAUGAUCCAUUGGUGCCAGACAUAGCACGCAUUUAUAAGACAGACAGGGACAAAUAUGGGGAGACAGCAAAGGAAUGGACCCGGAAAUAUGCCAUGUGAACAUCUAAGGACUAAAACUGAUAUUUUUUCUUUGGCAAGGCUCUGUGAAGUCUUGCAACUCUUUAAGACUAUGUAAAAGGUAAUUUCCAGUGUUGUCAUUCUGUAAGGUUAAGUUCCUUUUAUGUGCUGUGAUUGAGUGGUUAUACUUGUUGUUAACAUCUGCCUUAAUGAAGAUUUGAAAGAGCACUUAUUGUACUGAAUGUAUAGUUAGCUGUUUUUCCUCUUUUGUUGUAAAAGUGCCUGAAAUCCAAUUCAGAUCUUGAUUAAUGUAGGCCUAAAUGAUUGCUCUUAAUGUGCUGUCGUGUUAAUGAUUGUUUUUACUUUUGUGUUGUUGUAUAUAUACAUAUAAAUGCAGUUGCUGGUAAAUAUGUCAUCACUUUCAAUCUCUUCUUCAACAUGCAAAUUCUCCUUAAAUCACUUCUUUUGAGAGUGUUGUUUGCCAGUUGUUUAAAAUAAUUUUCAAGUAUACAUUUGUAUAUCACAAGCACUUGUUUCGUUGAUAGCAUUAGUCAAAUAAUUAGAUCAAUAUUUAAGGAGAGUUUAGAUGUUGUCAUCAUAUGAAGGUUGUAAUUGCUUAAACCUACUUUUUUACUAUCACAGUUUUGUAUCAGUUAUGCGGUUUGCAUGUUGUCCAACAGAGACAUGACUAAUGUCUAAAGAGGCAGUGGUGUAGUUUGUUACUGGCAGUUGAUGGGUGAAAUACCAUCCCUAAGAAAACCCUCGCUGUUCAUAAUGUUUAACUGUAAUAAUACUGAAGAUUCCUGCAAGUGCAAUACAUAAGUAUUGAGCAAUUACUAAAUUGUCUUUUUGUCGUGUGGAAAUACAUUUGUAUUGUAUAAACAGAUAAUUUAGCAAUUGACUUUGCAGCCUUAGAUUUUGCUUCCUUUGUACUGUACUGGGUAAGGGCUUGUGGCUACCUAGCCUGCGUAGCUAGCAGGAUUAGCAGGAAAGUGCUGUAGUUUUUUGGUGGUAGCGCCAUGUGAAGAUUGGGAGCAAGUUGGUUAGCUCUGCAGCCAAGAAAACACCUUGGGCACACAAUCCCCCCAGCUAUGCAGGCUAGUGGCUACCUUCUGAUCCCUCUGGCAUAAGUGCUAGUAAUAUAGUUACUUUUACCAUCUAAGAGAAAUACCACGUGCCCGGCUUAAAGAGAAAAACGGUGUUAUGAAGUUAGCUACAUCAUGUGGUGUCGAGUAAGAAAAUAAAAGAAAUCUGUGAGGAUAGGAAACUUAUUAAGUUCCAACUUGUUGGUUUAAGCAUUAAAUUAUGUAUUCUUUUACACAGC